Messenger RNA from Serpula lacrymans var. lacrymans S7.9, 469 nucleotides. RefSeq lists its product as uncharacterized. The annotation marks the transcript as partial. NCBI's taxonomy places the organism in Eukaryota, Fungi, Basidiomycota, Agaricomycetes, Boletales, Serpulaceae. The record is from RefSeq and is a predicted model, not a curated record. The transcript has 3 exons.
AGUGUUCCAGAUCUUAUACAUGUACUUACACCGGCUGUGUUCUCUGUCUGGCACUCACCCUCAAGGAACACAAGCAGAUAUGGACAACAUAACGUGGCUUACACGGGUAAAAACGGAUAAUCCAUCACUUCUCAUGUCGUGUGACCUCCUUCAUAUCAUGGUUUCCUGCAUUUUUCGAUGAUUCUCCCAGCAGACGUCUAGUUUAUCUGCUGAACUUCAUCCCCAUCUUCGUCUCUUCCGCGUUCCGGGUAUUCCCGUCCAAAAAUAUCUAUAAUAUGCAUUCCAUCCACCCCUUACGGGAAAGCGGGCGGCCGCAGCGCGUGCGACGUGCGACGUGCACAGUCACAGAGCUUGAGGAAACCUUCAUGGAGACAUAUAUCCGUCUUACAGCAUGCGCAAUAGCUAUAAUUGCCAUCCUCGUUUUCGUAACAGCGAGCUACACCUCGUUUGAACGGCAAAUUGUCCUACC